CUCCGUGAUGACCCUGCGUAUUGUAGAUCCCGAUAGCUGUUCUGUAAAUGAGUAUUUUUGUUGUUAUUUGACAUCAAUUAUCUCAACAUAAUCAUAACCUACGCUACAGUUGUAGUUUAACUUAACCAUAAACAUACACGAUGGCUGGAAUAUUAGACAUUGCACAACUCAAACGAUUGUCAGAACACAAGUACUCUUCCCAUGGAACGUCGAUCACCGAGCCAGUGAUGCAACCUUUCUGGCGAUGGUUAGUCGAGAAAAUCCCUGAAACAAUUGCACCGAACACGAUUACCAGUAUGGGACUUCUGAUAAAUAUAUUGACAUCUACGAUUGUGUAUAUGUACUGUCCAACAGCGACAGAAGAGGCUCCAAGCUGGGUGUAUAUCCAAGUAGCUUUGGGUUUAUUUGCAUAUCAAACGUUAGAUGCAAUCGAUGGUAAACAAGCGAGAAGAACACAUACCAGUUCACCGUUGGGGGAGCUGUUUGAUCAUGGCUGUGAUUCCGUAUCAACUGUUUAUGUUGGUAUAGCAACGGGAUGUGCACUGCAACUUGGUUUUCAUCCAGGCUGGCUGAUGUACAUGAUUUCCGUUGGAGUUUUCUUAUUUUACACAGCGCACUGGCAAGCCUAUGUAUCAGGAGAAUUAAAAUUUGGAAAAUUAGAUGUGACAGAAGCUCAGUUCCUUAUCAUAUUCAUCUAUCUAUUAUCAGGCAUAUUUGGGCCAUUAUUUUGGGCUACCAGGAUUCCUGUUCUGGGGCUUGAGUUGAAGCAUGUGGCAGUAUUGGGUUCAUCCAUGGCUGCCGUUAUGUCAGGAUUCAUGCAUUUUAGUGCCAUACUUAGUGGAGGAAUUGGUAAAAAUGGUUCAACUGUGGCGGGUACAAGUACAAUAGCACCUGUUAUACAUAUAGGCGUUGUCUUAUUAUUACAAAUAAUGAUUAUGGCCAAAUCACCAAGUCAUCUUUAUGAAAAUAAUACUUGUUUAUAUCUUCUAUUCUUCGGUAUUGUGGCUUCAAAAGUCACCAACAAGCUUGUGGUUGCUCAUAUGACGAAGAGUGAAAUGUAUUUCCUGGACACUGCUUUGAUUGCUCCAGGAUUGUUAUUUUUUAAUCAGUAUUUUGAUACACCAGUCAGUGAAUAUUAUCUACUUUGGGUAGCGUUGAUAUUAGCAUCGUUUGAUAUACUCCGAUACUCCACCAUAGUGUGUACUCAGAUCUGUGAUCACCUUGGCAUCUACUGCUUUGAUAUAACAAAAACAAAGACUCCAAAAGAUACUGAUGAGGUCAAAAAAGUCGUGACAAGAUCCCAGACUGCUAAUGCUAAGCACAGGUCAAGUACUGGUACCUCAUAGUGGAUACUCUGCAAAGGGGAAAACAAUUUUUUUUCAAAAAACAAAACAAUAUUUUAAGACUAUUUGAAAAGAGAGAAACAAGUUGUAAGAGCAAACAUGAUGUGUAAUAAUAAUGAUUCAGAUUCAGGGCACUUGAUAUGUGUUUGUAGUGGUGGCCAAACUGUGCCCCAGAAUCAGAAUAAUAAAACUCCAGAUUAAGCAUGGUGAUGCAUGUUUAUUGGAGUCUUUAGUCUGUAGAUUCUCUGCACCUCUAAGUAUUUUAGUAUUUCUUAAUGUUUUAAAUCAUUUAUGGACAUCUUGGGUUAUUCUUGAUUUCAAGAUGAUUCGUUGUAAUGUUUGUUUGUAGUUGGGGAAAACACAAAUUUUUAGAGUGCUUGCAUUUCUAGUUAAUGGUUUGAUUCUAGAAAUGUCUGAAGUUCAAUUUUAUGAAUCAUUGCACGUUCUAGUUAUAUUGGUCAUUAAGUGGAAAUGAACAAAGCUACAGUGGUAGGCUGUUAAAAGCCAUUUUACCACCAUUGUCAAGUUUUUUAUCUUUCCACAAAGAAAUCCUGUUUGAAAUCUCAUUUUCCUGAAAGAUCCUAAUCAUAGUACAGAAUUAUAUAAGCAAUAUCAUUAUAUGCCGAUUCGGUUGAAAUUAACGUUGUCUCAUUAAUUUUUUGAAAAAGUUGAAUAUGCAGCAGUGUCUGUAUCUCGCACAUUCACUUGUGACACUUUAAUUACCAUGACAAUUUCAUAAUCUUGUAAAUUCCAACGAAUAUAACAUUUAAUUACACACAUUUUUAUGCAUUGGCUCAAUGUGAUUGAAUUCUAUGAUCGUGAUCGGAUGAAGGUUAUAAUAUAAGCAUCUUUCAUCUUCAGCAUUGUUAUGUGUGUCGUGAAAUACAUUGUUUGCAUGCAAUUUGAACUUGCCCACAACAUAACAAUGGCAUUGUAACUGACAAUGGUGUAAUCACAUGAUGUGACACUAUUGCCCUACAACACAACAAUGGCAUUAUAACUGACAAUGGUGUGAUCACAUUACGUGACACUAUUGCCCUACAACACAACAAUGGCAUUAUAACUGACAAUGGUGUAAUCACAUGAUGUGACACUAUUGCCCUACAACACAACAAUGGCAUUAUAACUGACAAUGGUGUGAUCACAUUACGUGACACUAUUGCCUUACAACACAACAAUGGCAUUAUAACUGACAAUGGUGUGAUCACAUUACGUGACACUAUUGCCCUACAACACAACAAUGGCAUUAUAACUGACAAUGGUGUAAUCACAUGAUGUGACACUAUUGCCCUACAACACAACAAUGGCAUUAUAACUGACAAUGGUGUGAUCACAUUACGUGACACUAUUGCCUUACAACACAACAAUGGCAUUAUAACUGACAAUGGUGUGAUCACAUGGUGUGACACUAUUUGCCUACAACACAACAAUGGCAUUAUAACUGACAAUGGUGUGAUCACAUGGCGUGACACUAUUGUCCUACAACACAACAAUGGCAUUAUAACUGACUAUGGUGUGAUCACAUGGCGUGACACUAUUGCCCUACAACACAACAAUGGCAUUAUAACUGACAAUGGUGUGAUCACAUGGUGUGACACUAUUGCCCUACAACACAACAAUGGCAUUAUAACUGACAAUGGUGUGAUCACAUGGCGUGACACUAUUGCCCUACAACACAACAAUGGCAUUAUAACUGACAAUGGUGUAAUCACAUGAUGUGACACUAUUGCUCUACAACACAACAAUGACAUUGUAACUGACAAUGGUGUAAUCACAUGAUGUGACACUAUUGCCCUACAACACAACAAUGACAUUGUAACUGACAAUGGUGUAAUCAUAUGACAUGACAUGACACUUUUGCCCUACAACACAACAAUGGCAUUGUAACUGACAAUGGUGUAAUCAUAUUACGUGACACUAUUGCCCUACAACACAACAAUGGCAUUAUAACUGACAAUGGUGUGAUCACAUGACGUGACACUAUUGCCCUACAACAUAACAAUGGCAUUGUAACUGACAAUGGUGUAAUCACAUGACGUGACACUAUUGCCCUACAACAUAACAAUGGCAUUAUAACUGACAAUGGUGUAAUCACAUGAUGUGACACUAUUGCCCUACAACAUAACAAUGGCAUUGUAACUGACAAUGGUGUGAUCACAUGACAUGACACUAUUGCCCUGAUGAGUCUAAAACACAAUUUAAUUUACAUAUUAUAUCAAGUGCAAUAAAACUACAACAGAAAUGAA
Molecule: messenger RNA, 3589 nt
Organism: Saccoglossus kowalevskii
Lineage: Eukaryota; Metazoa; Hemichordata; Enteropneusta; Harrimaniidae
Product: cholinephosphotransferase 1-like
Biological process (GO): phosphatidylethanolamine biosynthetic process
Cellular component (GO): Golgi apparatus; endoplasmic reticulum membrane
Molecular function (GO): ethanolaminephosphotransferase activity; diacylglycerol cholinephosphotransferase activity
Source: RefSeq, a predicted model, not a curated record